AUGGCAAGGUGCUCUUGGACAAUAUUGUUUCUUCUCUCUGCCCUUUUCCUUCAGACAGAGCAGACAGUGUUUAUAUCAGCUGAGGAUGCAAACAAAGUUAUCAAGAGACAGAGGCGUGCCAAUUCCCUACUUUUGGAGGAGGUCUUCCAAGGCAGCUUGGAAAGGGAAUGCCUUGAAGAGAGGUGUACACAUGAAGAAGCAAGAGAAGUAUUUGAAAAUGAUGAAAUGCUUAAAAUGUUUUGGGAUGCCUACUAUGGUGGCAGGAGGUGCUCAUCGAGCCCCUGCCAGCACAACGGCGUGUGCAAGGACAGCAUUCGUGGCUACACCUGCACCUGUGCCGAGGGCUACGAGGGAGAGAACUGUGCUUUUGCUAAAAAUGAAUGUCGCCACCAAGCAAAAGAAGGAUGUCACCACUUCUGCUACCCGGGAAGUAAUUCCUACCGUUGCUCCUGUGCUGAUGGCUAUGAGCUCGGGAAGGACAAAAAACAGUGCAUCGCGUUAGAUCAAUGUGCAUGUGGGAGACUUCAAGAUGGUGAUAAUCUGAUAAGUGAAACCAGGAAGAAACGUGACGAGCGAUUUCCUUGGCAGGUCCUGCUGCUAAACUCAGAAAGGAAGGGUUUCUGCGGAGGAGUGCUGCUAAAAAGUAAUUUCGUAUUGACUACAGCAGAGUGCGCCCUUCUGCACAGCCAUUUUGCAAUCAGCGUUGGUGCCGGGCACAAUGGAACAAGUGGAACUGAGAAGAUAAUGCAAGUUAAUGAGAAACACAUACACAUCAGGUAUGAUGAAGACAGUGGUGAGAACAACAUUGCAUUACUACAACUCCGAGAGCACGUUGAGUGCAACAACCACCAGCUUCCUGUAUGCAUCCCUGAAAGAGACUUUGCAGAACACAUUUUAAUUCCAAAAUUGGCUGGUACAGUCAGUGGCUGGAGAAUGGAAGGUGAUGAACUUCAAGGUGAUGAGUUGCAGGUUUCAUACCUUCCUGUUGAGGACUGCAAACAAAUACUCAACAUAAGCCUCACAAACAGGCAGUUUUGUGGACAUCUCCAGAAGGCCGUAGACAAACAACUGGCUGGAGGAAGCUUUUUAGCUACUGAGUAUAAGGGCACUUGGUUUCUGACUGGUAUCCUGGGAUCUUGGCCACUAGAAGACACUGACUGGGAAACAUUUCUAUUCACUAAGACCGCAAGGUAUAUGAUAUGGUUUAAACAAAAAAUGAAAUAAGACGCAAACACAACCAACCCUCCAGCACCAAACCCCUACCAAUCACUGCAAGGAAACAUUUGGAUGCAGCCAGUACACCCAUUAGACUAUCACGAUUUGCAGCAAUGGAAGUUGCAACAAUGAUACGUGUAUAACUCCAAUCCAUACAGAAAA
Molecule: messenger RNA, 1377 nt
Organism: Pygoscelis adeliae (Adelie penguin)
Lineage: Eukaryota; Metazoa; Chordata; Aves; Sphenisciformes; Spheniscidae
Gene: PROZ
Product: protein Z, vitamin K-dependent plasma glycoprotein
Exons: 8
Coding region: 1-1224 (407 amino acids)
Biological process (GO): blood coagulation; proteolysis
Cellular component (GO): extracellular region
Molecular function (GO): calcium ion binding; serine-type endopeptidase activity
Source: RefSeq, a predicted model, not a curated record